AUGGGGCUUGGGGAUAUCACCCUAAUUUCUUCCCCACUUCUACAGGUGCUGCAGAGGUUAGAGAUGUCCCUAACCACGCUUAGAGAUACAGAGCUUCAGGAAUUGGGAGAUCUAGUAACACAAAAGUGUCUUGAACAUCCAUUUCUAUUUGAAGGCCUAUGGCAUAUGUUGGAGGACAUUGCUUCAUGCGUUUCAGAACCAAUACCUUUGAGUCAGCUACCACUGCAAGGUCAUGAAAAAGAUGAGGUGUUUGAUAUCAUAAACUCAAUCUAUGAUAAUUCAGUUGCACUAAGCAACAUUUCCUUGCAAUUGGAAACCAUUGGAAAGCUUGUCAGAUUUGCAUCUUCUGAAGAAAUGGCCCAAAUGGGUGAAAUGGAAAUGGCAGGGGGACUAGAUAAGGACCCACUCCUUCCUGUUCAUACUUAUCAUGAGAUUAUACAGUCCAAGCCUGGAAAAGAACAGGUGUCUUCCAUGGACACCAACAUUAAUGAAGGAUCAACUUCUGAAGUUGCUAAUACUUCAGAGCCAUGUGAAAGCUUUAACAAUCUACCUCAACAUCUAAAGGGAUGUGUUAUCUACACUUGUAUUUUAUUUCUUGGAGAUUAUGAAUUUGAGGAGGAUACAAUAAUUCAGUUAUGGAUUGCCGUGGGCUUUAUAAGGACAAGGCAAGAACAACUAGCGGAGAGGGGUCAAAUAUACUUUGGAGAACUUUGCAAACUUUCUAUUUUUCAGAUGUCACCCACUGUCUCUGAAAAUUAUGAGCCAACAUACAGAGUUCAUAAGGAUGUCUAUGAGCUAAUAAAACAACACUGUCCAAAUGAAUAUGCUAUAAUGGAGGAAGGUGGAUCAAAUAAUGUAUCUCCAGUGACUUUGCAUUCCACACUGUUGCUUGGUGACAAAAUUGGCAACUUUGAUAUGAAAAUAUUUGAAAGGUUUUAUGAAGCAGAGUUGUUACGCACACUUAAAUUGCAGAAUGAGUGUGGAAGGCCCAUCAAGUACAUUUCUCACAAUUUGUUUGUGAAAUUGAGAUUCUUACGAGUGUUGGAUUUGAGCUCCACAGAAAUCAAAGAGUUGCCAACCUCUGUUUGCAAUUUGAGACAUUUACGAUACCUUGAUGUCUCCAGCACCCGCAUCAGAAAGUUGCCAGAAUCAAUGAGUAAACUCGAUAAACUAGAAACAUUGAAGCUUAAAGAUUGCUCAGAUCUUGUUGGGUUACCCAAUGAAAUGAGUAAGUUGAUUAACCUUCAGUAUCUCGAUCUGAAUGGGGUGCAUCAAUUGACUUCCAUGCCUCCAAGAAUGGGUCAGUUAACUAAUCUACACAUGCUCAACAGAUUCAUUGUGGGAAUAGAAGAAGGAUUUGGGAUUGAAGAGCUUAAAUACAUGAAGAAGCUUGGAGGAUCACUUUGCAUAGAAAAGAUGGAGAAUGUUACAAAAGAUCAGGCUAAUGAAGCUCAAUUAGGUGAUAAGGAUGCAAUUCACAAACUGGAAUUCCAAUGGAGUUCAUCACAGAGUAAAGGUGAAAAAGAAUUUAAUCUUAUUGAGCCUCAUCGUUCAAUCAAACAGUUAAAGAUAACAAGAUAUGGUGCUGAGAGCUUUCCAAACUGGUUGUCUUCAAACAAUUUCCACCAACUUACAGUUAUCCACCUAAGAAACUGCAAUUGCACCCAACUCCCAAACCUUGGAAAACUCCCUUUCCUCAAAUCAUUGUACAUGCAUGAAAUGUAUUCUUUGAAAGAGAUAAACCAUGCGUUUCAUGGUCAUUUUGAGAAAUUAGAGGUACUAGAAAUGGAUGGAAUGCCCUGUCUGGAGAAAUGGACAGCAAUCAAGGAAUAUGACAUGCCUAGUCUUCGUGAACUUACUAUCAUCGACUGCCCAAAGCUGGUCACUCUUCCAGAGCUCAUCAACCUCAAAUCUCUACAACAUUUGAGAGUUAUACUUUGCCCUGAAAUCCAAUCUUUUCUAGGUGAAAGGCUAUCAGAAAGUCUUCAAUCAUUGACUAUUACGAAAUGUGCGAAACUCGAAGAACAGUGCCUGAAGAGAGAAGGCGAAUGGAGCAAUUUAAUAGCAAGCAUUCCUGAAAUCUGGAUUGCGUACCAACGGAUACCUUGA
Molecule: messenger RNA, 2109 nt
Organism: Telopea speciosissima
Lineage: Eukaryota; Viridiplantae; Streptophyta; Magnoliopsida; Proteales; Proteaceae
Product: putative disease resistance RPP13-like protein 1
Exons: 1
Coding region: 1-2109 (702 amino acids)
Molecular function (GO): protein binding
Source: RefSeq, a predicted model, not a curated record